AGGGGGGGCGGUCCGGCGCCGCUCGAGCAGCCGCGGAGCUCCCGCGGAGGCGGUGGUCCCGUCCCGCACAUAGAGCGGCACGGCGUUCCUGCAGGCAGGGUCCCCGCAGCGCCAGGGCGCGGUUUCCAGCCCGGAGGCCGCCGGCUCCGCUCCGCUCCGCGCUGUGCGUGUACCCGGGGACGGCAGCUCGCGGUGCGGGUCGCGCUGCGGGUUUUCGUUUUGCGGCUCUCGGCGGCAUCGGCGGCCCCUGCGCUCAUCGCUCGCUUCCCUUGGGUGCCGAGAGAGGCCGAGCGAACUGCCUGCGCCGCAAGGCAGAAAGCGCUGCUUCAAGGGGGCAUUUAAAAUGCUGGGGAUGCCCUGCCCCCCCGUGCCCGGCUCCCACCGCCUUCUGGCCCUUCGCCCGCCCGCGGAGCCACCAAGAGCGGCACAGGUUUCCGUAUGGGCUGCGGCACUCGGAGCCCUCUGACCCGGCCGCUCCAUCACACCCCGGGCUGCUGCUCACCGGGCCGCAGCUGCUGUCCCACCUCAGCCCCCCCCACCUGCGCUGCGUGCCCCAGGGAUGUCGCAGAACCACAACGUGAACGUGGGGGCACCUGCACUGACAGCAACGUGGGCGUUUCCGAGACCACCAGGGUCCGUUCUGGGGGCCUUCCCAGCAGUGUUCCAUUGCGCAGCUCUUGUUAACCACAAGUGAUACUGAAUGUGCUUUGCACCCUCUCGGUGCAUCUGGCUGGAGCACCAGCACGGGGCUGCUGGAGGCCUUGGGAUUUCCUUUCUUCACAUUGCUGCUCGUGUUAUGGCUUCAGGAAGGUCUCUGUAAGCACACCCGUCGCUCAGUUUCUGCAUUUAUGGAGUGCAAUUCCAAAUUUUGGCCACUGGAAAUGGAAGGGUGCUGGGGAUUUACUGUUCAGGAAAUAAUUCUGUGUGUUGUGGACUGAUGGGAUUGUGGCUCUGAAACGACAGGACCGCUUACUUCAUCUUUCUGUCAACUAAAAUGUGAGAAGAAAACCCCAGAGCUUCGUUUUAACGUGUUGUCCAUUUUCACAUCGUGUUCGAGGGAAAUUUUACAUCCGCACAGUAAUUUCCUGCGGGUCAGGCCCACUGUGACAUUUAGUCAUGCACAUCAGCUGCAGGCUCAGUUGAGCAGAUCACCAGGUUGCUGCGCGGGGUCGGGGCUGCUCUGUGCGCUUUGGUGCUCGAUGCAUUCCUUCACAUGGAAGUGAGCGCCCGCCUUGCCCCUUUCAGCGCCUGUUUCUCUCCCCUCCUCUUUGGCAGCGGUUCGCUUCAGAUGGCUGAGAAAGCAAGCGGAGGCCCGCAGGAUGUCCCCGGCUCUUCUCCUGAUGAGAACGAGUUUCCUUUCGGAUAUCCCACCAGCAUUUGUGAAGACGUGCCCGAGCAGAAGUACCUGUGCAGCAACUGCAAUAACGUCCUGAAGAAAGCCCUGCAAACGCUCUGCGGGCAUCGCUACUGCUCCGCUUGCCUGGCGUGGAUCGUGCGGAACAAUAAAAACCCGGUUUGCCAGAAAUGUAAGGAGGAAGAUCCCAGCACUCUGAGUGAAGGAAGCCUGCUGGCAGAAGAAAGGGCCUUUGGGGAUGCUGCCAUUAACAAAGAGAUCUCGGAGCUCCAGGUGCGCUGUGUGACCCUCGGAUGCAGUUGGUGCGGCACCAUGAAAAAUUUUGAAGAGCACCAGAUUCUGUGUGAAUACGCUUUGAUCCCUUGCCACACUGGCUGCGGACACGUGGUGAUGAGAAAGAAACUUGCAGAUCAUUUGGAAAAUGGAUGUGUUAAUAACGUGACCACGUGUCACAAGUGUAAGCAGAGCUUAUCCAGUAGUGAGUACCAAAAACAUUCAUGUGAAGGCACUUUAUAUAGAGAACAGAAGCAUGCGCAAGCAGAAACGCCAUCAAAUGAAAAGCAGAACCACUCCAGUCUCUCAGUCAGCAAGGACGGGUGUCGGUUUUCUGAAGUCGGCUGUUCGUUUGGGGGCAGCACAGAGAAGAUAAAGGAGCAUGAAAAAGCUGCGGUUGGGACUCACAUGCUGCUUCUGCUGCAGUACAUAAAGCAACUGAAGGCAAACCUGUGCACUGCUUCCGAGGCUGCAGGUGGUUUCAUCCCACGGUCAGAGCUGAAUGUGAACGGUGCAGAAAAAAGCAUCUCAGAGCUGCGUAUCCCAGGGAGCCUGGAGAUCAAUGGGGAUCUGGAACUGGAUUGUUUAAGCAGAACUUCUGUUCCCGGAGAUGAAUCUGCUCUACAGCAACUAGCGAGGGAGAAGGUGAUUUCUGAGCUCGAAAAUAAGCUACACGUGUUUGAGAAUAUUGUGGCAGUGCUCAAUAAAGAAGUGGAGACCUCCAACUUGGAAAUCAUGGCCUUCCGGAGGCAGAGUGAACUUGAUCAAAAUAUAAUCCGAGGCCUUGAGCUUAAGAUUGCAGAGUUGCACCGGUGCCUGACCCAGAAGGAUGCAGGCCUGAGCAGGCUUCAUAAGAGUCUUCUGCUCUCUGAGCAAACUUCCUACGAUGGGGUCUUUUUGUGGAAAAUCACGGAUGUUAGCAGGAAGCUGCAGGACUCUGUGACUGGAAGAACAGUCAGUUUGUACUCACCAGCGUUCUACACUGCAAAAUACGGCUACAAGGUUUGCCUGAGGAUUUAUCUGAAUGGGGAUGGGACGGGAAAAGGAACCCACGUGUCGCUCUUCUUUGUCGUCAUGAAAGGAGACUACGAUGCUCUGCUCCCGUGGCCUUUCAGGCACAAGGUCACGUUUAUGCUGCUCGACCAAAACAAUAGGGAGCACGUCAUCGAUGCGUUCCGCCCAGACUUGGCUUCUGCUUCCUUUCAGAGACCCCUGAGCGAGAUGAACGUUGCCAGUGGCUGUCCCACCUUCCUCCCUCUGACCAAACUGCAGUCGCCUAAGCACGCCUAUGUGAAAGAAGACACGCUUUUCCUUAAAUGCAUCAUUGAUACAAAUUAGUAACUCCUGAAACGUGAGCGUCUGGUGAAUCACCCGCUGCAAUUCAUUUGUUUGCGAGAAAAGAAACAUCGGUUUGAGACAUUGUCUUAGUUCUCACAAAGCCCAGGGAGCUGGGCCUCUGUCUCCCAGCUCUGCCUGAGACCAGCUGGGUCUGCCUGCUGGCUGUGGUUGCUGCUGAGCAUGCAGAUACAUUGCCCUGUGCCACACGGAGCGUGCUGUUGCAAAUGGGGGCUGUGAUUAUCUCACUCACCAGCCCAAACUCCUGCUUUAGAUGUAGCUCGCAGUUGCUCCCCUUCACGUGCACAGGUGGAACAAGGGGAGCUCCUUCCCUGCAUUGCCCAGGCGUGCUGUUCAUGCAGGGUGCCCUGGAGCUGGGGGUGCUGUGCUGCAGGGCUCUGCACACCCUCCGCAGUGGCGAGGAGUGCUGCUGCCUCUCCCACCUUUCCCAGGCUUGGUGCACAUGUGGGGUGCCCGGGCUGCCAGCUGUGCUGUGGGACUCGGGCUGCUCCCCAGCAGGGACGAGGGCAGACCCCUCCCAUAGGCUGUGGGUGGGUGUCUGCUUUUUGAAGACCUUGAAAGCGGUGAGUUGUGGAUAGCACUGGUAGCUUGAAAUCCUUAUGCUGGAUGAUUUAAUUCUUGCUAUUUAUUUCGGGCCUGUAUUAAUGUGCUCUGUACAGAGACGCUCUGUUGCGUCAGGAAUGUGACCAGGUUACACUGUGCCUGGGGGAAGUGGCCUCUGGUGUUUCCCAAAGUGGCACUUGGACUUUCCCACCUCAGCCAUGGACUCUGGGGGUUAACCCCAGGGAGGGCCAGAGCUGGCAGCUCAGCAGUGGGAAGGAGCCCUCGGCUUUAAAGAGCUCCCUCACUGCUGAAGCUUUGAGGCAAGUGACUUAUUAGGAAGUACUGAUCUUCUUCUUGCUCAGUUCUUUUUAUGUGCUUCACAUGCUUGGAAGCACCUACAAGAAACGUUUUUAUCUUUUUUUUUUUUUUUUUUUUAAGAGGCAAGGAAUGAAUAAAAGUUAUUUUUACAAUCAAGUUAAGCUUGGAAAUGGUUGGAUGUAAAAAUGCUGGGCUUUAUCCCCCCAAGGAGCAGUAAAGCUGGUGCUCUCCAUUCACUGCAUCAGAACAGGUUGGUGGAUCAGUGGAGCUGAGCUGGGUUUUGCUGCAGCAGUUCCUGGCCUCCCAGCAGCUUGAUGCCCGCAGUGCAGCCCGCUGCUCCCGGCCUGCAAGGCGCUCUCCAGGGUGGGUGCAGCCAUAGGAUGCAGAGCCAAGGCCUGAUCUUGCAGACAGAGCCAUGUUUAUUUAUGACGGAAAAGCUUUUACGCGACUCUAUUCCUUUUUAUCCCUGCAAUAUUUCCCAUGAAACGCUUGGAAAAACAAAACCGGCGCAAAUGUUCCUGCUCCAGGAGAAGGGAAAGGAGAAACCGUCCCCUGCCCAACCAGGGAACAGCGGCCGCCUCGCCGUGCUGCCCUGUGCUGCGCUUACCCACGGGCCUAUGGGCACAUCAUCCACAUCUCCCACUUCUACUUCACAGUGCCCUUCCACAUCAUGAGCUGUGGUGAAGUGUCACGUUUCAGAAAGCAGCACCACGCUUCACAGGCAAAUAUCUGUCACAGACAAAUAUCUGUCACAGACAAAUAUCUGUCACAGGUUGUUUGGGGGGCAGCUGGGUGUCCUUUGCCAUCCCGCCCUGUCAUAAUUCUCUCUUUUAAAUUUAAAACGUUUUUCAGGGACAGAAAGUUAUUUUUCCAGCCCUGUGCCAGACCUUCCAACCACACUGGAGUAGCGUGCCUAAAAAUAUUUUCCUUUUCAUGGCUGUGUAAUUUCGAAGAGCGCUGCAUUUAUUAUAAUCAUUCGUAUUUUCUUACCAUCUCAUUUAUUUCCCAAAUAAAGCUCACCAGCGUAAUAAAGGGUCCGUGUGUUGU
Messenger RNA from Numida meleagris (helmeted guineafowl), 4891 nucleotides. RefSeq names its product TNF receptor associated factor 1 (gene TRAF1). Gene Ontology annotation, biological process: tumor necrosis factor-mediated signaling pathway; positive regulation of JNK cascade; regulation of apoptotic process. The coding region runs from base 1214 to 2965 and encodes 583 amino acids. Gene Ontology annotation, molecular function: zinc ion binding; ubiquitin protein ligase binding; tumor necrosis factor receptor binding. Gene Ontology annotation, cellular component: cytoplasmic side of plasma membrane; plasma membrane signaling receptor complex. Lineage: Eukaryota; Metazoa; Chordata; Aves; Galliformes; Numididae. The record is from RefSeq and is a predicted model, not a curated record. The transcript has 10 exons.